AUGGUAAAUUAUUGUGGCUUAAGACAAAGGCAUCUAAAGAGUUUGUUUGCACAAAUUUAUCUUCUCCUCUUCAGAGAAACAAGUCUAAGUAAAGGACCAAUCGCCAUCCCAAAUAAUAAAUACCUUCAAAGAAAUGAUGAUAAGAAACUACGGGGUAGUUUUGGAGGGGUGUCAAAGAAGUUAUUGCAAUGCCUUGUCAAUAAUGCUAGUAGAGUUGCCCUUGUAUUUGAUCGCUACUUCAUACCCUCUAUCGAAGAUUAUGAGCAUUCUCUUCGAGGUACUGUAGACGACAAGGAAUUCCACAUUUCCGGUCCUCAACAAACAAAAACAGCAGUUAUUACGAAAGACUUGAAAAAUAUAAAGUUUAAGGAAGCUGUUGUCAAGUUUUUGAUCGAUCAUUGGGCUGAUCAGGAGAUGGCAUCGAUUAUCGGCAGUAAAGAAAUUUACCUAAUAUAUGAUUUGCGGUAUGAAUGUUUUGUUACUGAUAAUAAAGUGACACGCAUCAUUAAUAAUGAGUUAUCGUGCCCUGAUCGCGAAGAAGCGGAUACGAAGAUUAGCAUUUAUUGCUUGCCAAUAAAAUGA
Messenger RNA from Pieris macdunnoughi, 582 nucleotides. The record is from the annotation of a GenBank genome assembly. NCBI's taxonomy places the organism in Eukaryota, Metazoa, Arthropoda, Insecta, Lepidoptera, Pieridae.